This is a messenger RNA of Mobula hypostoma (lesser devil ray), 4570 nucleotides long. It is a transcript of the gene kifc3, whose product is annotated as kinesin family member C3. Gene Ontology annotation, molecular function: ATP binding; microtubule motor activity; microtubule binding. NCBI's taxonomy places the organism in Eukaryota, Metazoa, Chordata, Chondrichthyes, Myliobatiformes, Myliobatidae. The record is from RefSeq and is a predicted model, not a curated record. Gene Ontology annotation, biological process: microtubule-based movement. The transcript is spliced from 20 exons. Gene Ontology annotation, cellular component: microtubule cytoskeleton. The coding region runs from base 644 to 2851 and encodes 735 amino acids.
CUGUCAGUCACAAGGCUGGGUUCGACUCUCUAGGACCGUGCGGGUGGCUGGCUGGUUGACUGGCCGGCCGGGAGAGUCGGGGGUUGGACUGGGCUGGGGCCGGGAUUGCGAGUACUGCAGUGGGCGGACGGGUGGCUACAGCUUUGAUGUCGGGCACAAGCUCUGGCUGAAGCUCUGGGUGUUGAUCGGCCCUUGCCAAAGUGGGGAUCAAAGCUCCACCCCGUCAUUUCAGGAAUUGCAGAUGCCAGGGCACUCAUUGGACCAGAAGUAUCUGGAGGAGUGGAAGAAACUGGUGGAGCUGCAUUUUUGAGAUGGUUAACUGAACUGGGCGUGUCAAGUAGCUUUUAUUUUAAGUGAGAACAAAUUCUGGUUCUUUCAUCGAUCAGAGCAUGGUGUGGAAAGUACUGCAUUCGGAGACAUUGGCAUAUUCAUUUCCAUACAUCGAUGCUUAAAUCAGAGCGGAGGGACUGAGAGGGAUGAUAGUGGCAUUAAAGCAGGGAGAGGUUUUAAAAAAUCUGCAAAUGCCCCCGCCAGCUAAUCUGUGCAGGAUCAAAGGACACCAUCCAGGCCAGAUGCUUCCUCUUCCAGAAGACUGAACUUACAUCUGCAAUAGUGACCCCCCAAGAGUCCCGAAGACCUAUGAAUGAACGGGAUUGAUGAACAUCCAUCUGCACCUCCUGAGCCAGUCCAUGCCAAGGCAGGGACGUUAGAUGGGAAGGGUUGCCUUCAGGAGGGAGAGCUGCUCCACAUCGUGAAGGGUACAACUGACCUGGAGAAACACUUGGAGAUCUUGGUGCAGGAAAAUGAUCGACUGAAGCAGGAGCUAAGUGGCAGCCAGCUCCGGUUCCAGCAGCUGCGGUCCUCCCUCCCCCCCUGCACGGACUGUGAACACAGUAAGGAAAACUCUCGGUUACGGAAGCAAAUGACAGUCUUACAGUUAGAGUUGCAAGAAAAGACCCAGCUGCUGUCAGAGCUGGAACAGCACCUGAAAGAUGUCCUUCAGGACAGAGCUGAGAAGGAAGAGAGGCUGAAUAAGCGCAUAAGGGACUGCCAUCUAGCUCUGGCCAAGCAGUCCACACCAGGAGUAAAGUAUAUGACCAAAAAAAUGGAAGUUGAAUCAUCGAGGAUGAAGCAGGACUUAGAAGAAGCUCAGUCAAGGAAUCAUUAUCUUCAGGAACAGAUUAGUAUUCAGAGGCAACUGCUGACAGAGCAAGAACAACAGCUUCAAGACUCUUGGCAAACAUCAGCCCAGCUUCAAGCUCAGAUCAUGAUGUACGAGGCAGAGCUCGAACAAGCACGAGGGGAGAUGCUUGCAGCACUUCAGGCAAUGGAAGAUGAGAAGAACCAGGCCAUUGAAGAGGUCUUCCAGCAUGCACGGUCUGAAAUGAAGACUGUGCAUGAUAAUCUGAAUGGUGUCCGAAUCAACCUUCUCUCCAUCCAACCAGCCCUGAAGACACUGACUAAUGAUUACAACUGUCUGAAGAACCAUGUCCGGGAUUUUCCCUGUCUUCUGCAGGACGCCGUCAGUCAGACAAAAAAGGAAAUUUACCAAGCAGUGGAGGAAGCAAAGGAAAUAAACCAGGAUCUUCUGCGCAAGUACAAGCGGGAGAUGCAGCUCCGCAAGAAAUGCCACAAUGAGCUGGUGCGGCUUCGAGGGAAUAUUCGUGUCUUGUGCAGAGUUCGACCUAUAACCAGGGAGGAUGGUGCAGGUCUCGACAACAGGAAUGUCAUUUCCUUCGAUCAGGACGAUGAUGGAGUUUUGUAUGUCUCACACCGUGGAAAAACCUCCAUGUUUGAGCUGGAUAAGGUUUUUCAGCCACAUGCAUUGCAAACAGAUAUAUUCCGGGAGGUUCAAGCACUCAUCACGUCCUGCAUUGAUGGGUACAACGUCUGCAUAUUUGCCUAUGGACAAACGGGCUCUGGGAAGACGUACACAAUGGAGGGGUUGCCGGAAGACCCUGGAAUAAACCAGCGUGCUCUCCAGCAUCUGUUUGGUGAAGUGGCAGAGCGCUCAGCAGACUGGGAUCUCACCAUCACCGUCAGCAUGGCUGAGAUCUACAAUGAAACCCUCAGAGACCUGCUAGGGUCUGACCAGCAGAAGACUGAGGAUCUAACUAUGAGGAACUUGUUGGCCAAGGACCCCAGCGAGAAGCUUGAGAUAAAGCUAAGUCCGGAUGGCAGUGGGCAGCUGUAUGUCCCAGGCCUGAUGCAGAUCAGAGUACAGAGUGUGGACGAUAUCAACAAGGUUUUCGAACUUGGUCGUGUGAAUCGGGCAACAGACUUCACGAAUGUGAAUGAGCGCAGCUCCCGAUCCCACGCUCUGCUUAUUGUUUCUGUGACUGGGAUAAACCUCACCUCUGGAGUUCGAACAACAGGUAAAUUAAACCUAGUGGACUUGGCAGGCUCUGAGCGUGUUGGGAAGUCGGGGGCAGAGGGUCCCCGGCUAAGAGAAGCUCAGAACAUCAACAAGUCCCUGUUGGCCCUUGGUGAUGUCAUCUGUGCACUGCGCUCCAAACAGCCGUACAUUCCUUUCCGUAACUCCAAGCUGACCUACCUGCUACAGGACUCCCUCAGCGGUGACAGCAAAACCCUCAUGAUGGUCCAGGUGUCUCCAAUGGAGAAGAAUGUCAAUGAGAGCAUUUGCUCACUGAAGUUUGCCCAGAGGGUGCGGUCAGUGGAACUGGGAGCUGCUGGACGCAGGGGGGAAAGUCAACACUGUUCCAAUCGCCAGGAAUGUGAGUUAGAAUCUUCGCUGUCAGCUGUUCAACAAGGACGACACAACAGCUAUUCAGGAGGGAAGAGUACAGCAGGGAAAAGGAGGCUGGUGACAUCAAGUGAAGUAAGCCAUUGAUGGGGUCAGCAGUGCUGUCUGGAGCAUGGAACCUUGUCCCAGUAUAUAAUGUCAGCAAGCCUAUACUUCCCAGUGUAGAUCACAAGCCAAUAACUGUAUAUUUAUAUACUUCAACUCCAUACAUGUAUACAAUCUGGUUUUUAAGAAGUUAAUGCACGGAAUAGAGCUCAUUACUUAUUUUUUUUACUAUAAAUAUUAAAAGAUUUUUAUAUUGUCUACUUUUUUUUAAACCUGUCAUUUGAUAUCCAAAGGUAUUCAUUGAACAUACAACUACACUGUCCUUUUUAUGUUCUGCUUGAUACUUGUUUUACUCAUUGUACUCCAAAUCCUGCGCUGCUUGCAGUCACCAUACAUUUUGGGCAAAGUGCCAAAUAUUACAUUAGGUGAAGUUGCACUGUGAGAAGUUCAGCACAAAUUGGUUGUCCAAAAUAGUUGUGGAGACUGACCUAUUUAUUUAAAAAAUGCCAUAAAGAACUUUCUGACCAGGGAUUGUCUCCUGCCAUUUGCAGACUUUGGCUGUUUCUUCAUUUUGGAUGGAACCGUAGUUCACAAAUGCAGAUAUUAUGGUAUUAAGCCUCAUUACCAGAAAUCCUAUUUGUGGCCGCUGGGCUUUGAGCUGACCUUUAGCUACUGCAGUCCUUGGAUUACAGUUGAAUUUUAAGAAUUUCUAUGUUUUAGUGUAGAGACAAGGCCCACAUCUUAACCACAGAUCAAACAUCGGACAUUAGCUGCUGACAGGAACCAGUGGAGUUGGCCAGGAAAUUGGGAAGUGAUUCUGGUGAAGGAUUACCAUCUCCCAGCAGUGUAAGUUGGAAACUGGCAGAUGUGGAGAAGCGAGGAUGUAGUGGUGAUGGUGAAAAGGUCAGCCUGCCAUUUUAAACCUUUGGAACCCGUGAUGUCUGAUGGCUUAUUUAAAUAUUGCAGUAGAUUGGGCUAAGGUUGCAUUUAUGCCAGAAUACUGCUCACUUGCUGAAUUAAUGAAUGCAGCAUCUAAUUAGAAACAGAAGUAAUUGCUGAACCAAAAACUUGUUUUUCUACUACUUUAAUGCUGCUGCUGUAUUUGUUCCUUGUGUGGCUGUGGCUAAUAGCUGGUAUCCCUGUUGUUGAGAUAGGAACUCAACUUUAUCAUAUCAGCCUAGGGGUCUCUUUUCCCUUCUGGGCCGUGCUGACUUCAGGAAUGUAUUUAUAUUUUAAAAAAAGCAUGCUGGAGCAGAAACAUAAUCUAAUCCAAAAGCUGCUAAAGUGACUUCAGUGGCCCAAGCAUCUAUCCCUCUAACAUUGUUGUUUUUUGACAAAAAGGCCCAUGGUGAGAUACAAAUUAGGUCAGGAAGCAUGUGUAAAGAGAAACACUGAGCAAUAUUUUGUUUGUUCAGAUUAUGCUUAGUUUUACAAAAUUUACUUUCUGGGUUGGAAAGCCAGUAAUAAUUCUCUUCUAAAUCCUCCACAACCCCAAUGAUGGAAGUUGGAGGUCAGAUGAAGGCAUUGUUGGUCUUAGAAAGCCAGAAGUAUGGGGUGGCAGCAUCCUUUGGUGAAAGCUUCCAGCAAGGAUUACUGAGGAAAAUAUGAUCUAUUUCAGUAAUGCAUGUUCCCAUUACUCAGAACUUGUGUUGAAUCAUCUGUUGCUUGAAAUCUGUACUGAUUCAAUGAAAUGUACCUAUCUGUAAAGUUGGAUGUUGCCAUCUAAUUGGGUUCAAAUAAAACCUAGUUUAUUCAACUUCA